ACUUGUCACGUUUCUGCAUCAUCAGAUUCCACCAAUGCAUGCCAACACUACCACGCAUGCCUUACACUUGUCACAUUUUUGCAUAUUCAGUUUACUUGAAAAAGAGUAUAAAUAGAGGGUCAUUCUUGCAAGUUUUCAUCUACCACUAACACUUUUAUUCAGAGAACUCAGGCGAAACUUCUCAUCCACCAAGCUUCUUCCUACAUUGCAGUCAUGUCGCUUCUUACCAUGGGCCAAGAACACAGAGGAACUAGGGCAAACAUUGCCUCAUUCGUAAGUUUUUCUUGAACAUUGCCUCUUUCGUAUGUUUGUAGUUAGUUUUUUAAAAGUCCAAUAUAAUAAUUUUUUAUAUUGUUUGUUUUUAAAGGAUCCCAAGAAAUUUCGUCAACGUUCACACCCAAUGCCUUAUCCAGACCCAUGGUGCGUACCUUACAUAGAGCGUGCGGGUUUCGGUCAUGUAAUGCAUGUCGUAAAUGCCACCAUUGAUGCCAAAUUCAUUUUGGCUCUGUGUGAACGUUGGAGACCUGAGACACACACCUUUCACCUACCAACUGGUGAAUGUACCGUCACAUUAGAGGACGUGUACAUGCUUUUAGGUCUUAGAAUAGAUGGUAAGCCUGUCACCGGAAAUGUUCAACAGCCUAACCAAAUAUGUGUUGAAAUGUUGGGGGUAGAUCUGGUCGAGGGUGAGGGGUCUGCCAAAGCAAGGGGUCAGGGUAUUAAAUUAUCUAGCCUACAAUUGUACCACGACUCCAUAACUUUGACUGAGGAAUCCUCCGAACAAGAAAAAGUCAUAAAAACCCGGGUUUACAUUAUGCUAUUGUUUGGGAACUUGCUAUUUCCCGAAGGGACGGGAAAUAGCAUAAAUUUUAUGUACUUGAGUUUGCUCGGGGACAUUGAUAGAAUAAGCACAUAUAGUUGGGGUUCUGCAGUAUUAGCAUUCCUAUAUAGCUCUUUGUGUAAAAAUGCACAAAAUGAGCACUGUACAUUUUCUGGAUGUUCUUUUUUGCUUCAAACAUGGGGGUGGUGGAGAUUGCCGAGGCUAGCCCCAGAAAAUCCUAAUGACUACUCCUUCCCCUACGCAACUAGGUUCAUUACAACCGGACUGGAUUACAGUCUUACCCCCAAAAAUAAAAUUAUAUUUUAUCGUCAACUGUUGGAUCGUCUCCGAGCACAGGAUUUUAUUUGGAGGCCAUAUUUGGGAUUGGAACAUCAACCAAACCCCGAAGAUGCAGCUGUUUGGACAGCAAAAACGGCCAUAAUGCGGUUCACCACUGUGGAGAUGCACCAAAGUGACCGUGUCAAGCUUCAAUUCGGAAUGCAUCAAGACAUCCCAGGCCCCCCAAUGUCCAUGGAACCUUGGCAUCUAAAAAAAGUCAGCCACCAGUGGUAUGCCCAAAAUUGGAAGGAAUUUGCUAAGGAGUUUCGAAAAAUGUGGAAAGACCGUGCCCACUAUGUUCUACAAUUUCCGGUGGCGCCCAACGAAAUGAAGCCGACAAGGGAAUAUGUGGAAUGGUAUAGAGCAAAUACCAAUCCAGAAAUGAUUGUGUCUGACCCGUUCUAUUUGGACGAUCCCCGGAUGCAACAGCCAUAUUUCCAACAACAACAACCACCACAGUAUUCCCAACAACAACAACCACCACCUUAUUACCAACAACAACAACCACCACAACCAUUUUACCAACAACAACCACCACCACCUUAUUACCAACAACAACCACCACCACCAUAUUACCAACAACAACAACCACAACACAUGUCCACCCCCCAAGCAAAUCAACAAUACAUACCACAAACUCAAUCUCAAUACCAUGAAGACUACCAACAACAAACUCAACAUUCCCACCACCAUCAACAGUCCCAACACCUACCACAAUAUCAAUCCCCCUACUUCCACCAAUCCCAACAAUUCCAACACGGCAAUUUCCCAAGCUCUUCCAGUCCUCCACCUAGCCCCGACACGGGUAUACAAGAGGACUACCAACAGGACUACUACACACCACAACAAACAUUGCACUUUGGCCAACCCGAUUCAACCCUAAACUACCAAAGACCACAAUUCGAGGGCGCACCCAGCAGUAGUCAGUUUGUCCCACCGAGACAAAGCUUCGAGGGCGCAGAGGGGACCCGUCUUUCCUACAGCACUGAAGGGACUUCGACCAAACCACAACGGCAAGCGGCAAGGGGGCGCGUUAGGGCAAGGGGUGGUAAUAGGGAAGCACCACCACCACGUGAACCGUCUAGGCGAGUAACUAGACCUCCCCCGUGCGGAUCGUACAAGGGACCGCAUCAUAUGUGAUUAAUCAUAUCUUUGUAAUAUUUGCCUUGUUUAUUAUUUAAAUAAAAAUAUUUUCUGUUUAUUA
Lathyrus oleraceus (garden pea) is the source of this 2363-nucleotide messenger RNA. Its product is annotated as serine/threonine-protein phosphatase 7 long form homolog. NCBI's taxonomy places the organism in Eukaryota, Viridiplantae, Streptophyta, Magnoliopsida, Fabales, Fabaceae. The record is from RefSeq and is a predicted model, not a curated record. The coding region runs from base 305 to 2299 and encodes 664 amino acids. Gene Ontology annotation, biological process: meristem development; meristem maintenance. The transcript has 3 exons.